This is a messenger RNA of Hordeum vulgare subsp. vulgare (domesticated barley), 1462 nucleotides long. RefSeq names its product ethylene-responsive transcription factor ABR1-like. The record is from RefSeq and is a predicted model, not a curated record. The coding region runs from base 344 to 1147 and encodes 267 amino acids. Gene Ontology annotation, biological process: regulation of DNA-templated transcription; ethylene-activated signaling pathway. The transcript has a single exon. Lineage: Eukaryota; Viridiplantae; Streptophyta; Magnoliopsida; Poales; Poaceae. Gene Ontology annotation, molecular function: DNA-binding transcription factor activity; DNA binding.
AUUGAACGGGAACACCGUGGUCCAUAACGUUGUCAAAAGGAUCAGAUUAUAAAAUUCUUCAGUUUCAAGUUCAGUUUGCGUGUAUCUUCACUGACAAGAUCAGAAGAGUGAUUUCGACCGACCCUUGCUACACAAAAAUAAAACACGCGCAUUGUCAAAAAGAAGAGAGUGCAGUGCGCACCCCUUACUGAUCGUGGACGGAGCAGGCAAAACAACCCAACAAGUCCAGAACCUCUGUCCGGCCUGUCCGUCCCUUCGAGAACAACACUUGUUCACGACCACGACUCUUCCCGCCGGGGCCCCGGGCUGCUCGUCCCUGGGCGUGGAGCUCCGACGACGAUUUAUGUCACGGGUCUCUGCUCAUCACUUGAAAAAUGAAAAAUUCCACCACGGCUCCGUUGUUUUCCUUUGUCCUCCUCUGCCUUGCCUUCCUCCCCAAGAAUCGUGGGCACAGAGUGCCCACGCGGUCUCCACCUCGUCAAUGCUCCCCAAGAAAACCAGCCAGUGUCUUGCCGGGGAAGCCUUCUCCGGCCUAAAUAGCAACAUACUCUCUCCGGCUGUACGCAGCAAGCUAAUAAACCCCACGCCCCACCCGCGCGCAGGCAUGCCUCUCCCGCUCGGCGCCGACCACCUCGCCACGCCCGGCGCGGGCGCGGGCGCCGGCAUGGACGCGUCCCUCUCGCUGGCCGGUGCCGCUACCCACGGCCACGGCCAGUACUACCUCCCCCUCAACGAGAACGACUCCCUCGACAUGCUCCUCUUCGACGUCCUCCACGAGGCCUCCGCCCUGGCCGCCGCCCCGCCCUCCUCCACCCCUCCCCCGACGAAGACGGCGAGGGCCGUUGCCGCCGGUGGUACCGGCACGGCCGACGGCGGCGGGGCAGGCGCCGCCGGGAGGGCCGGGGAGGAGCGGCCGCACUACCGCGGGGUGAGGCGGCGGCCGUGGGGCAAGUACGCGGCGGAGAUCCGGGACCCGGCGCGGCACGGCGCGCGCCUGUGGCUCGGCACCUUCGGCACGGCCGAGGAGGCGGCCGUCGCCUACGACCGCGCCGCGUUCCGCCUGCGCGGCGCCAAGGCGCUGCUCAACUUCCCGACGUCCGUCGCGGCGGACGGGGCGCGCCGCGGCGGCGCCGAUGGGGCGAGGUGAACGCUGCGGCGGGGAGGUGAAUCCGUGACGCGUGCGUUCCUUCGCUCGCCGAUUGUUUCUUUCUCUUAUAUUAUUAUAUUAGCGGUGCGUGGUCAGUUUCUUAGUUAGGCAUCCGACAUUGAAUUCCAUUCUGUAACCGUUCAUGCGUGGUGGGUCAAUUUGCGUUUGGUGGGUAAUCGUCUCUAGCUUCGGGCAAAGGCACAAGAUGCUAUUUUGGUGAUUUCUCUACGGUUAUCAACCUGUCAAUUGACAAUUGUACAGCAGUAGUACUAGUAUACAGCUUCAUGAAGAUAGUUGAGGGGACGAAGAAGAUAA